Messenger RNA from Perognathus longimembris pacificus (Pacific pocket mouse), 5573 nucleotides. It is a transcript of the gene Grik3, whose product is annotated as glutamate ionotropic receptor kainate type subunit 3. Gene Ontology annotation, molecular function: kainate selective glutamate receptor activity; transmitter-gated monoatomic ion channel activity involved in regulation of postsynaptic membrane potential. Lineage: Eukaryota; Metazoa; Chordata; Mammalia; Rodentia; Heteromyidae. Bases 95 to 2854 code for a protein of 919 amino acids. The record is from RefSeq and is a predicted model, not a curated record. The transcript is spliced from 16 exons. Gene Ontology annotation, cellular component: plasma membrane; postsynaptic membrane; kainate selective glutamate receptor complex. Gene Ontology annotation, biological process: monoatomic ion transport; modulation of chemical synaptic transmission; synaptic transmission, glutamatergic.
GCGCCUCGGGGGCUGCUGCGCGCCCGCGCCUAGAGCUGCCGCCCCAGGGAGCCCGCCACGGCCGCGCCCCGGGCACGCUCGGCGGCGCCCAACGAUGACCUCUCCCUGGCGGCGCCUCCGGAGUCUGGUUUGGGAAUACUGGGCCGGGCUCCUCGUGUGCGCCUUCUGGAUCCCAGACUCGCGCGGGAUGCCCCACGUCAUCCGGAUCGGAGGAAUCUUUGAGUAUGCGGAUGGCCCCAACGCCCAGGUCAUGAAUGCCGAGGAACAUGCCUUUCGAUUUUCUGCCAACAUCAUCAACAGGAACAGGACUCUGCUGCCCAACACAACCUUGACAUAUGACAUUCAGCGGAUUCACUUCCAUGACAGCUUCGAGGCCACCAAGAAGGCCUGUGACCAGCUAGCCCUGGGUGUGGUGGCCAUCUUUGGACCUUCCCAGGGCUCCUGCACCAAUGCGGUCCAGUCCAUCUGUAACGCUCUGGAGGUGCCCCACAUCCAGCUGCGCUGGAAGCACCACCCACUGGACAACAAGGACACCUUCUACGUGAACCUCUACCCCGACUACGCCUCACUCAGCCAUGCCAUCCUCGACCUGGUCCAGUACCUCAAGUGGAGGUCGGCCACCGUGGUCUAUGACGACAGCACAGGGCUCAUCCGGCUGCAGGAGCUCAUCAUGGCACCCUCGAGGUACAACAUUCGCCUGAAGAUCCGCCAGCUCCCCAUUGACUCUGACGACUCACGCCCCUUGCUCAAGGAGAUGAAGCGAGGCCGGGAAUUCCGAAUUAUCUUUGAUUGCAGCCACACCAUGGCAGCCCAGAUCCUCAAGCAGGCCAUGGCUAUGGGCAUGAUGACUGAGUACUAUCACUUCAUCUUCACCACUCUGGAUCUCUAUGCGCUAGACCUGGAGCCCUACCGCUACUCAGGGGUGAACCUGACGGGGUUCCGCAUCCUCAACGUGGAUAACCCCCACGUGUCGGCCAUCGUGGAGAAGUGGUCCAUGGAGCGGUUGCAGGCGGCUCCCCGGGCAGAGUCCGGCCUGUUGGAUGGAGUGAUGAUGACCGACGCAGCCUUGCUGUAUGACGCCGUCCACAUCGUGUCUGUGUGCUACCAGCGGGCACCCCAGAUGACCGUGAACUCCCUGCAGUGCCAUCGGCACAAGGCCUGGCGCUUUGGCGGCCGCUUCAUGAACUUCAUCAAGGAGGCUCAAUGGGAAGGAUUAACUGGACGGAUUGUUUUCAAUAAAACCAGUGGCUUGAGGACAGAUUUUGAUCUGGACAUCAUCAGCUUGAAGGAGGACGGCCUGGAGAAGGUUGGGGUGUGGAGCCCUGCCGAUGGGCUCAACAUCACCGAGGUUGCCAAAGGCCGAGGUCCUAACGUGACUGACUCCCUGACCAACAGGUCGCUCAUCGUCACCACAGUACUGGAGGAGCCCUUUGUCAUGUUCCGGAAAUCAGACAGGACUCUGUAUGGGAAUGACCGGUUUGAGGGUUACUGCAUUGACCUGCUCAAGGAGCUGGCCCACAUCCUGGGCUUCUCCUACGAGAUCCGGCUGGUAGAAGACGGCAAGUACGGGGCCCAGGAUGACAAGGGCCAAUGGAAUGGCAUGGUCAAGGAACUCAUCGACCACAAGGCAGAUCUGGCCGUGGCUCCCCUGACCAUCACCCAUGUCCGAGAGAAGGCCAUCGACUUCUCCAAGCCCUUCAUGACACUCGGUGUGAGCAUUCUAUACCGAAAGCCUAACGGCACCAACCCCAGUGUCUUCUCCUUUCUCAACCCCUUGUCCCCGGAUAUCUGGAUGUAUGUGCUCCUCGCCUACCUGGGUGUCAGCUGUGUCCUCUUUGUCAUCGCCAGGUUUAGCCCUUAUGAGUGGUACGAUGCUCAUCCCUGCAAUCCCGGCUCUGAGGUGGUAGAGAACAACUUCACUCUACUUAACAGCUUCUGGUUCGGAAUGGGGUCUCUGAUGCAACAAGGGUCCGAACUGAUGCCCAAAGCUCUGUCUACGCGCAUCAUUGGUGGCAUCUGGUGGUUCUUCACACUCAUCAUCAUCUCCUCUUACACGGCCAACCUGGCUGCCUUCCUAACGGUGGAGCGCAUGGAGUCGCCCAUCGACUCUGCCGACGACCUCGCCAAACAAACCAAAAUCGAGUAUGGGGCUGUCAAGGACGGAGCGACGAUGACCUUUUUCAAGAAAUCCAAGAUCUCCACCUUUGAGAAGAUGUGGGCCUUCAUGAGCAGCAAGCCCUCAGCACUGGUGAAGAACAACGAGGAGGGCAUCCAGCGGACGCUGACGGCAGACUACGCACUGCUAAUGGAGUCCACCACCAUUGAGUAUGUCACCCAGAGGAACUGCAAUCUCACCCAGAUCGGAGGCCUCAUCGAUUCCAAGGGCUACGGCAUCGGCACCCCCAUGGGUUCUCCAUACCGGGACAAGAUCACCAUCGCCAUCCUGCAGCUGCAGGAGGAGGACAAGCUACACAUCAUGAAGGAGAAGUGGUGGCGGGGCAGCGGGUGCCCGGAAGAGGACAACAAGGAGGCGAGCGCCCUGGGCAUCCAGAAGAUCGGUGGCAUCUUCAUUGUCCUGGCUGCUGGCUUGGUCCUGUCCGUGCUGGUGGCCGUGGGCGAGUUUGUGUACAAGCUUCGGAAGACAGCAGAGCGGGAGCAGAGGUCCUUCUGCAGCACCGUGGCCGAUGAGAUUCGUUUUUCUCUCACUUGCCAGCGUCGAGUCAAGCACAAGCCACAGCCUCCCAUGAUGGUCAAGACAGAUGCCGUCAUUAACAUGCACACGUUCAAUGACCGCCGGCUUCCGGGCAAGGACAGUAUGACCUGCAGCACAUCACUAGCUCCUGUGUUCCCCUAGGCACAGGUGGGGUGGGGAACUGUAGGCCUGGCACAAGGCAGAGCAAAGCAAAGGAGACCAGAAGGAACAUCCCUAGUCCACACUGGGCUUGGGAACAGACCCGCUGCCCACAUGUUGGGCCAGGAACCCUCUGCUCUUCACCUACCUGGAAACCGGCAGGCCCCCAGGCCAGCUUCUUGGGCUUCAUUCUCUUCUUGUCUCUGUGGGAUUCUAAAGCUGCCAGCCAAGAUAGCCAAGGCCAAAGGAAGCACAUGCCUCUCUCAGGCCAAACUCACCCUCCCACUCCUCAACAUCAACUCUCCUCCAGCAUCAACGUGUCUGCCAUGGCCCCGUAGAGGCCACAGAAAAUGGGAGGCAGCUCUCUUAUUGCCACUUCAUCCCCAAGAGCCCAGAUCUCCUAGGGCUUGACCGUGAGACUAGAGGCACAAACAUUGGGCGCCUUAAGGAUAUUACAGCAUGGGUCCCAGUGGAAGCCGAGGGAUGGCCAACCUGUAUUCCUAGGCUACUCACCUGGCCCUGGUCUUGGGACUUAGCUUCAUCCAUGACAGCUCCUUGGCAAAGCUGAAGGCAAAGCAGGAAGGAGGAGCUUGGGUAUGGGAGGAAGAGAAUAUACAGAUAGAUGCCGCCAUUUUGGAUUCCUGUGGACAAUGCCUCAGUGGUUCUCCCUCCUCUAGAAAAUCUCCAGGAAAGUAAAUGGAGUAGUGACUGCAGCAAAUUCCCCUCCACUUUCUGGCCAGAGGAGAGAAAGCCUGUUAAAUCUUUCGAAAAGGAUGCCCAAAGACUCCACCGAUAGUGGAAACCCAGCAGAAGUACAGGAGAUACUAGGAAAAGCCCAUGGGUCCUUGAGCCAUGGACCUUACUUUGCUGGUUAACAAGCUGUUUUCUAAACCCUGUUGGCAUGUUGGAACUUGAGCUCUUUGCCAUCUAUUCAUCUGCAACUCCUCAUUCUUGUCCAGUUGAACUCGGCCUCCCUCUGUCAUCCUGGGGAAGAAGAGAAGCCGAAAUUUAAGUGAAAGUCGCCCUCCUCAAAAGAAGGGCCAAUAUCCUACUGCACAAGCUAACUUGGGGGUAGGUGGGAAAAUCCAGAGAGGAUCCAAAAAGAUCUCCUGGAUUUGCCAACCCUGAAGAUGUUCCCCACCAAAAAGAAGACGAAGGAAAAACAAAAAAGCUUUAGGGACAGGAUAUCUGUCAACAUCCUUUGGGGUAGCUACAGAAGUCCCAAGGAUCAGGGGGGAGAAGCUGCCUCCUGGAGAAUUAACCAAAGACCCAACACAGAGACACAAGGCCACCCUGGCCCUUUGUCUCUUGUCCGGAGCAGCUACAGCCUCAUGAGGCUUGGGGAAGACAGCAGAGUAGGGGCGGCAAAUGGAGACCUAGUGAGGGCAGGGCCAGAUGGCUGUAGGCCCCAGCUGGCUUUGAUGAGUUUCCUGAAAAUCAAAGACUCACGCAUUCUUAGAAAGAAUGAGACGUGAAGGGUUAGGCACAAAGUGUCCUUAAAGAGAGCAUGAUAGGGCCAGCAGGCCUCCCGUGGUCAAGGGGAAGGCUAAUCUCUGAACAGGGCUAGAAAUCGUGGACAGAGAACUGGGGAACGCCAGCCAACCCCUGUCCUCCUCUCUCCUGACCCUGCUGAGAAGAGUGACAUUUCUGUGCCUCUAAGGCCUUCUCAGCAGAGGUAAUAAAUGUUCUCUAGCAGAGCAGGAGAGCCACUGGGCUCCUAUGAGCCAGCCUGUUCCUCCUCCAGGCUGGGAACCACAAGCCCCAGCUCACUGCUCCCCAGGCCUUGGCGGCUCUGAUGGCUGUCUUCACUGGAGGAGGGAGAAGAGGGCUUAGACAUCCAGCAGAGCCCAGUGCGUGGAAUGAUAGGGAAGCCAUCUGCUGGGAGGUAGCGGGCACACAUAUGCGUAUUUGUCUGAGUUUGUAUGAGUUUGGGGGCUGAGACUAAAGGACAGAUAUGGACUGUGUUACAGUCCAGAGCAUGCAAUAAUAGAGGACUCCUUUGGGACCUGAUUGUGUGUGGGGGUGUGUGCGCGCAUGCGUGUGAAUUGGAGAUGAGGGAGACAACUCUGGACCAGCAACAGAGCCCCGUCUAUGUAAAAACAGAAGAAGCCAUGUUGUGAUGGGGUUCUGGUGAGUUGAUAUGUGUACGUGUGCAUGAGUGUGCUUACGUGUGUGUGUUUAUUUGUGCAGUGAAUGGUAGAGGGUGGAGGGCAGGAUAAAACCCGCAGCAUAGCCAAAUAUGUGUAAAAGGAGAAGCCAUGUCACCAAGGGGUCCACGUGUGUGAGUGUGUGUGUGUGUGUGUGUGUGUGGUAUAUGUACAUGGAUGUAGGCUUGUGUGCCCAGCCAAGAGCAUAAGGAGAACAGAAUCAGACUGUCACACGGCAUGGGAUAGUGCAUGUUGUAUGUGAAAAGCUUUGUGGGAUUGGAGUGUGUGUGUGUGUGCGUGUGUGUGCUCACAUGUGUUCAGACAUGCACAUAUGACCUAGCUCACAGCAGGAGCAGACACGGACAAUCAGGAAGGCGGGGCGUCAGGGUCUGUUUGCACUCUUGUCUCGGAAGGGAUCAUUUGUCACAGAUUUCCUGAGGUUGUGUAGGCAGGCAUACAGGAAGACGGUCAAGUGUAAAUGAAACCCAUUGGGGGCUCAUGGCUGGUAGGCAGGUAGCUUCUUGGUUGUAGGCAGAUUGUCCUGUUUGGAGGGCCUUUUUUUUUUUUUUUUUUUU